Messenger RNA from Histoplasma capsulatum G186AR, 2095 nucleotides. RefSeq names its product arrestin. Bases 1 to 1785 code for a protein of 594 amino acids. Gene Ontology annotation, molecular function: ubiquitin protein ligase binding; protein-macromolecule adaptor activity. The record is from RefSeq and is a predicted model, not a curated record. Gene Ontology annotation, biological process: ubiquitin-dependent endocytosis. Gene Ontology annotation, cellular component: cytosol; cytoplasm; plasma membrane. NCBI's taxonomy places the organism in Eukaryota, Fungi, Ascomycota, Eurotiomycetes, Onygenales, Ajellomycetaceae. The transcript has 5 exons.
AUGUCUGUUCGAAUCCAUCUUGACAGACCGCAUGCCCACUUCACGAACUUAGACUUCAUCACAGGGAGAGUCAUCCUUGUACUAGCUACCGAUACUCCCAUAUCGAGUGUUGUUGUAAAACUUGAAGGCGAGAGCAGGACCCGGCUUGCGGCUCCGAAAUAUCCCAAUAGUGACCGCAAUGAGAAGAAGAGGACGGAGGUGGAAUCACACAAACUCCUAUACAAAGUCCUUACCUUAUUUCCGGCCGAGGAUGCGGCUGAGCUCGUCGGAAAUAACAUGUACUAUACCCUUCCGCCAGGCCGUCAUGAAUAUCCCUUUCGGUUCAAAUUUCCCUUCAACAAUGACUGCAGUCAACAUAUGAGCACUAAUCUCAACAUGGGCGCGAUAAGACUAGAGGUUGCACGCGAUACGAAUAGACACGUCCGAAAGGCGCUUCCACCGUCACUGACGGGAUUUCCAGGCGAGGCGGAGAUUAGAUAUUAUGUGAAGGCGACGGUUGGGCGGCCACAAUUUUACAAGGAGAACUACAGAGGGUUCGCGGACGUCAAAUUCCUGCCAAUCGAACCUCCCAAGGCAACAGAAUCCGGUGCGGAGUCGUACGCUAGACGUCAGCAACAAUUUUCAAAAGCAGGCAACAUACAGAGAAAGAAGGGUCUUUUCGGAAAAUCUAGUCCACCGGCUUUGAUCGAUCUCGAGGAUGAACCUCCCAGAUUUUCAGUCGAUGCCAGAUUACCUAGUCCUCCAAUCAUCACUUGCAACGAACCACUUCCCUUACGAAUACUAGUAAAAAAACUCAACGAGAGCCCAGACACGAUCUUCUUGCAGAUGCUGCAGGUCGAAUUAAUCGCAUAUACGCACAUCCGGGCCCACGAUCUUGCCCGAUCUGAAAGCGGGAGCUGGGUUAUUGUCAGUCACAGUAAUAUGAACAUGCCACUUGGGGAUGGGAGUGCCCCCGCUGGGAAAGAGUGGAAAAUAGAUUCCAGCAUGUGGGAUCGUAUCCCAUUACCCAGCUCUGUGGCACCGUCCUUCGAUACCUGCAAUAUAUCACGGACGUACGAUUUGGAUAUACGAGUCGGGUUAACACAUGGAUCUUCCGGUGUAAUGAAGCCCGAGCUCAUCGUCCUUCCACUCCGGAUGGCCGUUCAAGUCUACUCUGGAAUAGCCCCUCCCCAAGCCCUCUUAGAUGCCAUCCGGCGGACACCUGGUAAGGCUAGCAAGGCAUCUGAUGAUCCGCCUCCCCAGCCUCCUCGGCCCGAAGUUGCCCCGACAGUUCCCCCUGUGCAGGACGAGUACGACGAUGCUCCUCCAAGUUAUGAAGACGCCAUGGCAGAUGCUCUUGGGCCAGUGGACGGCCCGCGGCGCGAGUAUAACCCCCCAGAGCCAGGAUCAUGGGCAGGGGCUGAUAAUAAGGGUUCAGCGAAAAAUAAUAAAGACGACGAGCGGCUCUUCCCCAAUAGCGACCCGCGGAAUGCAUCAACGGAGUCUUUCUUCGAUAGCUAUCAUGCGAAUGCGACUUCUCUGGAUGGACAUGGUGCUAACCGGCUGGCGCAAUCGACAUCAGCUGGGCAAGUUCAACAAACACAAGUUGUCUGGGAAACUCCAUCCCCGGCGCAACAACUACUACAGCUACCAAAGCCACCGCAGUCACCACAGUCACCACAAUCACCACAGUCACCACAAGCACCACAAACACCACAAGCACGACAGGAGCAACCACAACGAAGACCAAUGCCGUUCAUGGGAGUUCCCAGUAGAAAACCCGUACCUGGGGCGGGAAAACACUGAAGGCUCGGGAAUAACCCCUGGGAAUGUCUGAGUCCUUAUCCCACAGAAUAUAGUGGGACCAUCUGUCAUCUGGUGGAUGCGAGCGGCUAGAUAGAAUAUAGCAUUUGGGUGCGGUCAUGUCAUCGUCUCCAUCAAAUGUUUCAUUCCCUUUAUUUCCACAACCGUCUUUCCUUUGGUUUUUCUACCCAUAGUAUAUUUUUCUAUUUGGAUAACGACAUGUCAUGACAGCGAGAGCUCAGGGACUCGUAUAACGAAAGCGUUUUUUUAUUUUAUUUUAUUUCUUCUUUCCUCGCCUCCACUCAUUGGAUUU